AUGUUCACGCGUCGAAUCGUGUUUAAAAUAUUCAAAUCCAACGUGAAAUCUGUGCUGCUCUAUGAAUGUGAAACGUGGAAGAUCACUGAAGACAUCUCGCACCGACUUUAUGUCUUCUUCAACCGCUGUCAUCGCCGUAUUCUGGGUAUCUACUGGCCCGACAACUUUGGAAGCGCUGCCGAGAAACCCCGGAUAGCCAGCAGAUCAUGCGUCGUAAGGAUAGGCCAUUCACCCCGAAGAUAG
Molecule: messenger RNA, 243 nt
Organism: Pieris macdunnoughi
Lineage: Eukaryota; Metazoa; Arthropoda; Insecta; Lepidoptera; Pieridae
Source: the annotation of a GenBank genome assembly